Cheilinus undulatus (humphead wrasse) is the source of this 714-nucleotide messenger RNA. RefSeq names its product mitochondrial ribosomal protein S24 (gene mrps24). Bases 33 to 548 code for a protein of 171 amino acids. The transcript is spliced from 4 exons. The record is from RefSeq and is a predicted model, not a curated record. Gene Ontology annotation, biological process: translation. Gene Ontology annotation, cellular component: mitochondrion. NCBI's taxonomy places the organism in Eukaryota, Metazoa, Chordata, Actinopteri, Labriformes, Labridae.
GUCACCGUUUUCACCACUACACCGGCCAAAAGAUGGCGGCGUCCUUGAGCAGUACAGGGAGCGUGAGGCUCCUUAGUACAUUAUUCAGGCCUGGAUCAUUGUUCAGCUCCUCUGGAAGCAGAGCUCUCCAUGUCACGGCUGUUUGCUGCAAGAGUAAAGCGGCUCGUGUUCGAGUGGGGAAAGGAGACAAACCUUUGACCUAUGAGGAAGCUCUUCCGCCUCAUUUCAUCGGCCACCGCAAAGGAUGGUUGUCUCAACACACCAGUAACCUUAAAGGAGAAGGCGGAGCGGCCGAUCGCACCAUCGAGGACAUCUUCCUGAGGCGUUUCAUGUACGGGACCUUCCACAACUGCCUCGCCAAUGAGGUCGUCAUCAAAAGACGCGGCAACAUUCUCGUAGUGUGUGCUUUAUUACAACAGAAAAUGCUUCCACAUAAGUUUUAUUUCCUGAUCGGAUAUUCAGAGACGCUGCUGUCGCACUUCUACAAAUGUCCCGUUAAGUUAGAGAUUCAGACGCUGCAGGAUAAAACGGUGUACAAAUACAUCUGAUGGAGCUCUGUGUUAAUGCUAACAUGCUUCUUCUACAUCUCUGUGUUUAAAAAUGUGAAUUUAUUCCUGUCUUAUUCUGUCUGCAGUGAUGCCAUGGUAUCAGUUUCAGAGAUUUAGCGCUUUCAUGGAGAUAUUAAAGAGAAUAAAAUCCUGUUUUUGAUAUAAA